CCACCAGCCAAAAAGCCUCGUAAAGAAUAUCUUUGUGACACCUGCGGCAAGACCUUCUCUCGCCCAAAUCAUCUAAAUACUCACCAGCGAACCCAUACUGGUAAGAAACCGUACGAAUGCACCCGUUGCGACAAAAGCUUCACCCAAAAAUCGCAUCUCAAUCGUCACCUGAAAGCGCACGACAAACAAGCUGCCGAACGGACGUUUACUUGCGCAACCUGUGGCGAAACCUUUAAUAACCGCGCCCCUUACAACGCUCAUAUUCGCACCGCUCAUCAACAACCCGCCACUGUCACUAACAGGAAACGAUCCGCCGCUAAAAACACAGACGCACCUGCUGCUAAAAAACACAAGAAGUCCGCUGAUCCUGGUACUUCACCAACUACACCGCAAACCUCAGCGCCCGGGUCUAGCUGGCACGAAGAUCCUGUUCUCAUUCCUUCGAACCUUAUUCCUGCCGCGGAGGAAAAUAUCACCGACACGUACCGUCAACACUGGCCCCAGAUCCGUACCCGAUUUAGUCGCCGUAACCGUUUACAAGACUGGUACAAUUUCCGCCUGUCCACGAUCAGUCCCACCGCUCUCCGCGAACAACUGAGCAGGAUCUUGGCUGAUCAGCCUACUGUGUUUAAAGUGAAGUUUUCCUUUGGUUUUAUUCUCCGUAAUACAGAGACUGGGGCCCUCCAGUAUCAUCAUCCAUCCGCGAACAACAAUUUGGUGCUAGAACAGCCGUUCCUGAUUUCAAGUCCAGACGAUUUAGAGCGCCUAUAUCAGCAGAUAGCGGAGAUCGAUUACUUGGAGUGGGUUCGACAGCAGCGACCUAACAGUAAAUGGGUCGUGGAUCUCAUCACGAAUGUUACCUGGUUUGUUUGGAAAAUCAGGGAUCAUCCGAUCGGCCGUGGCAAAUAUCUACCAGGUUUUAUUGUGGACAACACGGGAAUCACCCCACUCGAUCGAAACAUUCAAAGAGGCAAGCCUUAUGAAGAUAAUCUGUGUUUUUUUCGCUGUCUGGCCCUCCACAACGGUUGCCACAUGAAGAAUUUAGAGAGGGACACGCAGUACUAUUACCAACAGUAUCGAGACGCCGGGUUAGGAAAAAAGAAGUUCCAUGGGGUCAAGCUGUCCGAACUAGACGAGUUGGAGAAAUUGUAUGAAGUGAAUAUUCAAGUAUACAGUCUCGCGCCUACUCAGAGCCACAGUAAAGACGAAGACAAUGAAGAAAAUACUCCCGAGAUUGCCGCCACCCUGCUUCGCCGCUCUCACCGCCACUACUCCAGCACGCUUUACUUGAACUUGUACGAAAACCAUUUCUCGUAUAUUAAAGAUCUCGCCCGGUACAGUAAAUCCUUCUGCUGUUCAAGAUGUGGCAAGUACUGGAAACGCGCAAGUAAUUUAAGGCAACAUGAGAAAACCUGUGACGGCAAAGUCCAGCUGAAGUACCCUGGCGGAGCUUACCAUGUCCCUAAAACUAUCUUUGAAGAAUUAGAAGACGAAGGUAUUGUCGUUCCUGAAGAAUGGCGGUACUUCCCUUACAGAGCCACCUUCGAUUUUGAAUGUUACUUUGACAAGAAGAAAGCUCAAGAAUUAAAGAACACUGAAAAGUUAACCUGGCAAUCUGCCCAUGUUCUCCUCAGUGUGAGUGUGUGCAGUAACGUGCCUGGUUACCAAGCACCGAAAUGUUUUGUGUCUAACGGCGACCCAAACGUGUUUAUUACAGAAUUUAUGCAGUACCUCACUAAGAUAAGCCUGAAAAGUUCUUCUAUUCUCAGUGAACAGUUUGCACCUGUGUUUGAAGCACUGAAGCAAGUACCUAACCGCGAUGACUCAACAGAAGACCAAUUAGCGCAAAUACUUGUUGAUAUCCAGGAGGGUAGUCAGCAAGCUGAAAGUGAAGAAGGGGAAGAUAAUGAUGAAGAAUUAAGUGACUACGAAAGAGAUAUCGAUUUGAUGGCAAGUGAUGACGAUGACGACGAGGAAGAAAUCGAACCGGAGAAUGAGGAAGAUCGCGCGUUUCUCAAUGAUGAGGUAACAGAAAACGACCCUUCCUUUUACAGAAGACUGAACGUUGAGUUGGAUACUGAGAGGAGACAAGAGAGGAGACAACAGCGAGAUGAGCUAGCCCAGUACGAAGAUGUGUUGUUUGGUCAAGAGCAGACUAGCGACAACAAAGUCUUAACAAAGCUAGCUGAAAAACUGAACGCAUACUUACAAGAACUGCCCGUGCUAGGCUUCAACUCUGGCAAGUACGAUCUCAACGCUGUGAAAGAAUUUGUAUUUCCCUACCUUAUUGAGUCUCAACCCAUCAAGUUCACUGUCAAAAGAAACAGCAACCAUAUGUGUCUCAAGACAAACUCCUUAAAAUUUCUGGACAUUUCGAACUAUGUCGCGCCGGGUUUCAGCUAUGACCAGUUUCUAAGAGCGUAUGAAUGCGAGCAAACCAAAGGUUUCUUCCCUUACGAGUGGAUCGACAGCCUGGACAAGCUCGAAGAAACAUCGCUGCCCCCGCAUGAAGCUUUCUACUCAAGUCUGAAGAACCAAAACAUUACAGAAGAAGAAUAUGAGUACUGCCAGCAAGUAUGGGAAGAAAAUGAAAUGUCCACCUUUCAAGAGUUCUUAAUCUGGUACAAUAAUUUGGAUGUCGUUCCUUUCCUCGAGGCUGUAGAGAAAAUGAGUCAGUUCUGGCAGGAGAGAAAGAUCGAUAUGUUUAAAGAUGGCAUUUCUGUCCCUGGUUUAACCCUCAAGUACCUCUUCUCUUAUCUUUCACCUCAAACUUACUUCAGUCUCUUCGAUCAAGCGAACAGUGAUCUCUACCAUCUGAUCAAAGACAACAACACGGGCGGCCCAAGUAUUAUUUUCCACCGAUAUCAUGAAGCCGGCAAAACAAAGAUCAGAGAAGCAGAGGAAGGCGAGGCUGCUAAGCUGUGCGAGAAGAUCGUGGGGUAUGACGCGAACGCUUUGUACCUCUGGGCGCUCAUGCAAGAUAUGCCCACGGGAAGUUAUACGAGACGCCUGUCGGACAAUGAGUUCAAACCGAAAAGUUCUGUACGCAUGGCUAUUGAAUGGUUGGAAUGGGUGGCGCACAAAGAGGGAAUUCACAUCCGACAUCAGUUAAACAAUACAGAAAAGCGCAUCGGUGGUCGUAAACUGCCUGUGGACGGUUUCAACGCGCAGACGCAAACUGCGUACCAGUUUCACGGCUGUUAUUGGCACGGUCAUGACUGUGCUCUCAACCGAGGGAAAGAGUUUAACGAGAAACGCAAGAAACCUAUGGCUCAGAUCAGAGAAGAAACGAGAGCCAACACGGAGUAUAUCCGCAGCAAAGGGUACAACGUGGUGGAAAUGUAUGAAUGUCAGUGGAGAGAAAUGAAGAGAACCAACCGAGAACUACGGCAUUUUAUUGCCACCGAAGUGAGAAGAACCCUGGAUCAAGUCAAGAUCAUGAGUCCCGAACGAAUAUUGAACGAGGUGCGACAUGAGCGUUUGUUCGGGUGCGUGGAAGUAGAUAUUCGUGUACCAGAUCACUUAAAGGAAAAGUUUAGUGAAAUGUGCCCGAUCUUCAAGAACACAGAAAUCAGUCGCGAUGAUAUUGGUGAAUUUAUGAAAGCGUACGCCGAGGAGCACAACAUCAUGGCUCAACCCCGUCGCAGUUUGAUUGGGAGCAUGAAAGGAGAAAAGAUCCUGCUGGCCACACCCCUCCUCAAGUGGUACCUGGAACAUGGUUUAGAGGUCACGAAAGUGCACCAAGUGAUCGAGUUCACCCCUCAACCCUGCUUCAAACCGUUUGGGGAUGCGGUGUCAGACGCGAGGAGAGCCGGAGAUGCGGACCCCAGUAAAGCCAUCAUUGCAGAUACCAUGAAAUUGGUAAGUUUUUUGUUUCAUUCUUUCAUUCAUAAAGGGAUGGGAACAAUAUACAUUUUCACGUAUAGAAAAAACUUAUAUCUUUGUUUAUCUCUCAGGUGGGUAAUUCAGGUUAUGGUAAGACGAUCACCAACCAACUGAAACACAGAAACGUGGAGUAUUGCAGUGACGCUCAUGAUCAGGCCAGCCGAAAAGUGAACACCCACCUUUUCCGUAAACUAGAAAACAUCACUGAAGAUACUUAUGAAGUGCAGUCUUGCAAAAAAUCCAUUAAAUUAAAUCUACCCAUUCAAGUAGGCUUUUUUGUGUACCAGUAUGCCAAACUUCGCAUGCUACAGUUUUAUUAUGAUUUCUUAGACAAAUAUCUAAACCGCUCAGAUUUCCAAAUGUGUGAAAUGGAUACGAAUUCAGCGUAUAUUGCCAUUUCAGGGGAUAGUGUUGAGUCUUUGGUCAAACCAGAAUUGAAAGCAGAGUUCGAAGCUGAUAAAUGUAACUGGUUUCCCCGUACCGACACUGCGGAACAUAAGGCCUAUGAUAAGAGAAAGCCAGGUCUUUUUAAAGUUGAGUGGGAGGGACAAGGAAUCGUGGGUUUAUGUUCCAAAACCUACUACUGUUUUGGGGCCAAAGAUAAGUUUAGUUGUAAGGGUGUCAAUAAGAAAUGCAAUGACAUUAACAAAGAUAAAUACCUUAAUGUCUUACUUACAAAACAAAAUAGUGCUGGGGUGAAUCGAGGGUUCAGAGUUGUAAAUAAUACUAUGUACACUUAUGAGCAAGUUAGGGAUGCCUUUUCGUAUUUCUACCCGAAACGUAAAGUUUUGGCUGAUGGAGUUAGCACCACUCCACUCGAAAUUUAA
Molecule: messenger RNA, 4712 nt
Organism: Porites lobata
Lineage: Eukaryota; Metazoa; Cnidaria; Anthozoa; Scleractinia; Poritidae
Source: the annotation of a GenBank genome assembly